CCCACCAUAUGCUGUCAUUGUUGUAGUAAACACAAGCGUAUCAGCCUCUCCAACAUUAACUUUGCUUACAGAGUGAAACCCUUGUUUGUGGGAGAUCUGUCCACCAUUGCAAAAUGUGAUCACAGUCCAUUGACCCUCAAUAGGGAGGCUUUUGGGUCUACAGUGGGGUCAUGAGACCACCUUUAGUACAGCACAGCGCUUUGCCACCCAAGCUGAACAGUAACAGACUCUGUAUGACAAUAUUCAAGCUUCAAAACUGGAUGUGAUAUCAAGAUGUGGGAUAGUUUUCAUCGAUUUUAAAGGCAUUUCCAUGUGGAAUCAAUGCAGAUUCUGAGAAAGGUAUGUUCAAAUCAGGAGUACGAGCAUGAAAAUUGUCAUUCAUUGGUCAAUGGUCAUUCAUUACUGGGCAAAUUCCAUUGUGUUUAGCAAAAGCGAUGAAUGAUGUGUAGUGAAAGGGUAACUACCUCUCAGAUCAGGAGAGUGUGGUGCUGAUGAGAAUCACUGAGCUGGAGCUAAGAUCUGGAAUAUGAUGCUGUCACACCGUGUUGGACGAGCGUGUCAUGUGCUUGUGCUGGUGUUGUGUCUGUCUACGGCUGAGGACUUCGACUGGUCAGCGAACAACCACGACUCCUUCUAUUAUGGCACUUUUCCAAAUGGAUUUUCGUGGGGCGCCGGCAGUUCAGCCUAUCAAACAGAAGGAGCCUGGGACAAAGAUGGGAAAGGACUGAGCAUCUGGGAUGUGUUCACUCAUAAGAAGGGAAAGACGUUCUUGAAUGAUACUGGAGACUCUUCAUGUGAGGGAUACUACAAAAUCAAGGAUGAUGUUUCGUUGAUAAAAGAGCUGAAUCUGAAUCACUAUCGGUUUUCCAUCUCCUGGCCCAGGAUUAUGCCAACAGGAAUCAGGUCUGACCAUGUGAAUGAGAAAGGAGUGAAGUACUACAGUGCUCUUAUUGAUGAGCUGCAUGAACACAAUAUCACUCCCAUUGUGACCCUUUAUCAUUGGGACCUGCCACAGGUUUUGCAGGAGAAAUAUGGCGGAUGGCAGAACAUCAGCAUGAUUAAUUUUUUCAACGACUUUGCCAAUCUUUGCUUUGAACGCUAUGGGGACCGUGUCAAAUACUGGAUAACUUUUAAUAACCCAUGGUCAGUGGCAGUGGAAGGAUAUGAAACUGGAGAACAUGCUCCAGGACUGAAGCUCAGGGGCACUGGGUCCUACAGAGCAGCUCACCACAUCAUUAAGGCACAUGCUAAGGUUUGGCACACUUACGAUACUCAGUGGCGAAACAAACAAAGAGGUAUGGUGGGUAUUUCACUGUCCGGGGACUGGGGCGAGCCUGUGGACCUCACUAAUCAGAAGGACAUUGAGGCUGCAGAGAGAUAUGUCCAGUUUUACAUAGGCUGGUUUGCUACACCCAUCUUUCAUGGAGAUUAUCCUCAAGUGAUGAAGGAUUUCAUAGGGAGAAAAAGCGCAGAGCAGGGUUUGGGAACGUCUCGCCUUCCCACCUUUUCUUCUCAGGAGAAGAGUUACAUCAAAGGCACUUCUGACUUCCUAGGCGUGGGGCACUUCACCACACGCUACAUCACCCAAAAGAGCUUCCCUUCCAACCGUGGCUCCACCUACUUCUCAGAUCGGGAUGUAGCAGAGCUGGUCGACCCACGUUGGCCUGAUCCUGGUUCGGAGUGGCUCUACGCGGUUCCUUGGGGCUUCCGCCGUCUGCUCAACUUUGUUAAGACUCAAUAUGGGAACCCCAUGAUCUUCAUCACUGAGAACGGGGUCUCAGAGAAGAUGAUGUGCACAGAACUCUGUGAUGACUGGAGGAUACAGUAUUACAAGGGUUACAUCAAUGAGAUGCUUAAAGCUAUCAGGGAUGGAGUGAAUGUGAAGGGCUACACCGCUUGGUCCCUUCUGGACAAGUUUGAGUGGGAUGAGGGCUAUUCAGAGAGGUUCGGCCUUUACUAUGUGGAGUUCAGGAACAAAAAUAAGCCUCGCUACCCCAAGGCCUCUGUUCAGUUCUACAAACGCAUCAUUAAGUCUAAUGGAUUUCCCAAUCAGAGAGAGGUUGAGAACUGGAAAAGAAAAGCUACAGAGACUUGCUCCACCAGCAAUCAGCUCCUGGCUGCAGAGGAACAGCGGAAUACGGCUGCCAAUAUUCUAAGGCUUAUUCAUGAUCCUUUAACCAGCCACAUGGAGAUGGUGACCGAGGUUGUGGUUCCCACAGUGUGCACCCUCUGCAUUUUGAUCAGCGCUGUCUUUCUCAUGUUCCUACUCCGCAAACGAAACUAACUUACUUUUUUUUUUAAAGGAAACGAACUGAAUUCAGCCCUUGUUUCUUGGUUAAUACUGUUUGCGAAGAGAAGGUUAAGGACACUAUGCUGAAUUUAAAUGAUAUAGGCAAAUAGUCAUCUGCUUUUGGAAAUUAUUUUUCUCUAUGUAGACAAAACUUGUUGUCUUAAACCCUGUUGAAGCUUAAACUUCUGCAAACUGAAGUGGUUGCAUAUACACUGCUAUUCAUAAGUUUGGGGUCUGUAAGUUUUUAAGAAAUUUAUAUUUUUAUUCAGCUAGGAUGCAUUAAAUGGAUCAAAAGUGAUAAUAAAGAUGUAAAUGCUACAAAAGUUAAAAAAAUUUUUUAUUUCAAAUAAAUGCUUUCUAUUCAUCAACAAAUCCUGAAAAAGUAACAAGGUUUCCACAGAAAUAUUAAGCAGCACAGUUAUUUAAAAUUGCAAUAUUUCACAAUACUAUUUUUGUAUUAUCAAAUAAAUGUAGCACUUUGAUCAUGACUCUUCUUUAAAAAACAUUUAAAAAAUGACCCCAAACUUUUGAAAAGUAUUGUGCAUAAGCAAAUUAAAACUACUGCAUAAAAAAUUUAAUAAAUAAAUAUGACAUUUGACAUGACAUUUUCUGUGAGUUCAUUUCUAUGAUAUGGAG
Molecule: messenger RNA, 2926 nt
Organism: Onychostoma macrolepis
Lineage: Eukaryota; Metazoa; Chordata; Actinopteri; Cypriniformes; Cyprinidae
Gene: lctlb
Product: lactase-like b
Exons: 14
Coding region: 527-2284 (585 amino acids)
Biological process (GO): carbohydrate metabolic process
Molecular function (GO): beta-glucosidase activity
Source: RefSeq, a predicted model, not a curated record